This is a messenger RNA of Aspergillus piperis CBS 112811, 710 nucleotides long. RefSeq lists its product as uncharacterized. The record is from RefSeq and is a predicted model, not a curated record. The transcript has a single exon. NCBI's taxonomy places the organism in Eukaryota, Fungi, Ascomycota, Eurotiomycetes, Eurotiales, Aspergillaceae. The coding region runs from base 91 to 495 and encodes 134 amino acids.
CUUUCAUGAAAGGAGUAUGGGUUAUACAAUCACGAAUACUAGUAUCCAGCGUGGAUAGACCUCCUCGCUUCUGCCUGCAAUCACAUAAUCAUGAUACAAGCCUUCAUAGAGAGCUCAAUGGGAAACGGUGCUGCGGUUGUCCAUCUGUCGCACUGGUUUUCUGAAAAAGAUGAGGCAGCGGGAAAGAGUGUCACUUCAGGCUGUUCCAUCGCGUGCGAGUCCCGAAAGGGAAUAGUGUGGCGGUCAUGGCAGACAUUCUUGUUCUUGUUCUUCCUCGUCCACUUUUUUUUCUCUCGUUCUUUCUCUUUUCGUUCUUUCUUUCUUUCUUUCAGUUUCCAUCCUCUCUUGCUUAGAAAUGCUACCAAGUAUUCCGCACCAUGGCUGAUACCCCCAUGUCUUCUCUCAUUACCAUGGGGACUACCCCGACAUCCCUCCUGCCGUCAUCAAAAUCCGGGGCAUCCCCGGACCCACCAGCGCUGCCCAAUCUACUACUAAUGGAAAAGAGUGACGGUGCCCUGCAGUGACCUGGGUGGUAAACAUAUUAUUGCGGGGAUGCGGGGGACGGCAUGAUGGGAUGUUACUCAUGCCUCCAUAAGCAGUGGGUCUCCAUGUGUUUUAUCCUCCCCUCCUUGUCCCUCUCCACAAUUUGCAGGGAUAGGAAAACCUGGUCGGAUGCACGCGGUGAUAUCACCCCUUCUUAGUGCUUCUCU